Messenger RNA from Chenopodium quinoa (quinoa), 1933 nucleotides. RefSeq lists its product as uncharacterized. Lineage: Eukaryota; Viridiplantae; Streptophyta; Magnoliopsida; Caryophyllales; Amaranthaceae. The transcript is spliced from 4 exons. The record is from RefSeq and is a predicted model, not a curated record. Bases 646 to 1908 code for a protein of 420 amino acids.
ACCACUCUCUCUCCUAUUUUUUCUCUCUCCUAAAAUAUUACUAUCAUUACAUUAUCUUUAAUAUAUGUGUAGUUUUUUUUUGGCUGAUUUGGUACCAUGGCCCACAUUACUGUAGCAAUGAAUUUUUGCCAUUGCUAUGGGCAUUUGAGGAUUUCCUCAUAAUGCUCAUGAGUGGGAAGCCAAAAUUUCAUUUAUUUUCAUUAAAUUCUCCUCAUGGGCAAAAAGAUGCCCAUGAGUGAGAGGAGGCAGGACUAAUCAAAAGUGGUGAGGGUCCAAUUGGUAGCAAGAAGGGGUAAAAUUGUAUUUUCGCCACUUAAGUUAGGGGUCAGCUGGGCAAGGAAAACGGAGGCCGUUAUGCUGGAGAUGAAAUUUUCACGAAAAUUUCAUUACGCGCGCAAUGAAAGCUAAAAUUUGGACUGACAGUUUUCCACUUUUGGUAAAGCAAGAGAGAAAAAGCUCGAUCAAGAGAGAGAAAGUGCGAGCAGAAGAGAGAGAAAGCUCGAGCAAGAGAGAGAAAGUGCGAGCGGAAGAGAGAAAGUUCGAGCAAGAGAGAAAGUUCCAGCAAAGAGAGACAAAGUGGGAGCAAAGAGUUGAGCAUUCAUCUCUUUUUGUUCAAGGUUUGCUUUGUGUUGAAUUCUUGUAACAAUGACAAAGAGCAUGGGAAAGAAAGUCACUUGUAGAGGUAGAUGGGGGAGGAACUUGAGGCAGGUGAUGGCUGUUAAACCAGUUAAUACAACGAAGAAAGCUAAAAAAGAAGAAUCUCAAUGCAACCAAUGUAGUAAAGCUCAACAUGAUCAAAGCGACGAUGACCAGGAAAGCAGUUCCUCUAGUUCAGAUUAUGCUACUGAUUCCUCAGAGUCCUCGGAGCAGCCUAAAAGAGGAAAGAAAAAAAUGGUUGCGUCUAAGACGUGUAAGAGAUCAGAGAGUAGAAGGUCUGGAAAGGUUGAUGUUCCUGAGAGUUCUUCAUCCAAAAAAAAAAAAAUUGGUCGUACGGAGGUCAAGAUUGCUGACCCUAAAUUUGAGAUAUCUGCUGGUGAUAGAGUGCGUAAUAAAGGCCUGGUCAUUUACACUCAAAAACAAAGGGCAAGAAAUAGGCCUUCCAAUGUAAUUUGUAGGGUUGAUGCUUGGAGCAAAAUGAUAAAUGAGCUUGAUGAGACGAGAGUUAUGGCUGUCAAGGGAAUGGGUUUCGGUGGGUUGUUGGAAAUUAAGCUAAAUUUCCUCCCACGUCAACUAUGUUAUUGGUUGAUGUCAAGGAUUGUUCGCGAUGCCCUUGUUAUUGGUGAUAUGGAGUUCCCUUUGUGCCCCAUCCAAGUUAAUUGUGUUCUUGGGUUGCCUACUGGACCGUUACAAGUCCCACAUGUUGAAGGUGUUGGAGAAGCAACUCCUGAGUUGGUUGAUGUUGUUGUUAUUAGAUAUGGUACUCUUCAAGAAAAUAUUGACGAAGAUGGGAAUGUUAGGUCCAUUGUCAAAAUCUGUAUAGAUGAUGCUAUGAAUGAUGUAGAAGGUCCUAGGGUCGAAAAUGGUGUAGCUGUACCAUUGGGUAGUGAUGAUGAUAUACAAAAAUUUCAGACGACUUUCCUUGUUGCUGCUUUGGGAAUGAUUUUGUGCCCCACAACAGAUGGUAGUGUCCUUGCAACGAGCUUGCUCCCCGCUGUCACAGUAGCAUCUAAUGCUAGGAUUUACGAUUGGUGCAAAUUUGUUCUAGACUGGCUCUUAGAUUAUGCUAAGAUGUUUCUGAAAAGGUUUAAUGCCAAGGGAUAUGCUGGUGGUUGUGGAGGGUGUACACUUUUUUUGGCGGUAAUCUCCUACUUAUACAACAAAUAUUCUAAUUCCAUUCUCCUAUGCAUUAACAUUUUGUAUUGGUGUGCAAAUAUUUUACUUGGAUCGCUUGAAAAGACCACCAGUUGAAUGGAAUGUUUUUUCACGGGUGAUG